AUAAUUUCAGAGACGGGUUUAACUCCGGAAUCCAAUUCCAAAUCCCGCGUUGUGCCCAAAGCGGCAAAAACAGCUCACAGAAACUGCUACUCUACUCAACGCUCUCUCUUUCUCUCUCUCGCUUUAUAUAGACGAACCACGUACGUACGCAUAUACGUAUCUUGUAUGUAUACAUAACAUUGCACCUAUAUCUCCGUUCAGUUUUCGGAAAAUUUGUGUUGCGUAAUAAUCGGCGAUGGGUCGGCGGAAUGAUCCGAAUCCGUUUGACGAGGGAGAACCUGAAAUUAAUCCAUUUUCGAAUGAUACUGCAGCGGCUGGAUCAAAGUCACGCAUUCCUAAAGUGGUUGCUAGUACACUGGGCUUUGGUCAAAAGAACGACGCCAAUGUGGAUAUCCCAUUAGAUACCAUGAAUGAUCCAAGAAAGAAGGAGAAAGAACUUGCUACUUGGGAAUCAGAUUUGAAUAGGAGAGAAAGGGAAAUUAAACGCAGAGAAGAUGCUGUUGCCAGAGCUGGUGUUCCGGUGGAUGACAAAAAUUGGCCCCCUUGUUUUCCAAUUAUUCACCAUGACAUAGCCAAUGAAAUUCCAGUUCCUGCUCAGAGGUUGCAAUAUCUGGCUUUUGCAAGUUGGUUAGGUAUUCUUCUUUGUCUUGUGUUCAAUGUCAUUGCCAUCACUGUUUGUUGGAUAAGGGGUGGUGGGGUUAAGAUUUUUUUCCUUGCAAUAAUCUAUGCCCUACUUGGAUGCCCCCUUUCAUAUGUCCUAUGGUACAGGCCUUUAUAUCGUGCAAUGAGGACUGAUAGUGCGCUGAAAUUUAGCUGGUUUUUCAUGUUCUACUUGCUCCACAUUGCUUUUUGCAUAUUUGCUGCAAUUGCACCUCCAAUCAUCUUUCAUGGAAAAUCGUUAACGGGCAUCCUUGCUGCGAUCGAUGUCUUCUCAGAUCAUGUAUUGGUAGGGAUUUUCUACCUGAUUGGGUUUGCAUUAUUCUGCUUGGAAUCACUGUUGAGCUUGUGGGUACUCCAGAAAAUAUACUUCUACUUUAGGGGACACAAGUAACUCCGGAAUGCAUCUGGAGGUUGAAAGCAUUUUUCUUUGAGAGGAGUUGCCCAAGUAUAUAUUUCUAUCCUCCUUAAGUGCUUAUAAUGGUUUGUUAUUUUGAUAAGUUCUAUUUAGGGACAUAUGAAUUUGAGAUGGAAACUACUGUCUGAGAUUGUAUUAAUACAAUAUUAAUAAUUAGACAUUUAUAUUUUCUUUU
This is a messenger RNA of Sesamum indicum (sesame), 1250 nucleotides long. RefSeq names its product secretory carrier-associated membrane protein 4. Gene Ontology annotation, biological process: protein transport. Gene Ontology annotation, cellular component: trans-Golgi network membrane; recycling endosome membrane. The record is from RefSeq and is a predicted model, not a curated record. Lineage: Eukaryota; Viridiplantae; Streptophyta; Magnoliopsida; Lamiales; Pedaliaceae.